UCAUGAUACGCUUCGUAUUCCAAUAUGGGAGUCGCGAUAUGAUACAUAUCCCGAUAUGAUACAGAUCCCAGAUCCAGAGCCUUAGAUUGGUGAAAAAACCACGUCGAGAAACAGGGUGGCCAGUGGGCUGGUUUUGAUUGGCCAUUGGGCUGCUUUGUCAGGAAAAACCGUGCAAACCCUGCGCAGCAUUCCCAGUUUAGCUGUCGGUCUUUUUCUGAACUGUUUGCAUUGCCUUCGUGGAGAAAUGCUCAUAGAACCUGCCUGCAAGCAGUAAAGAUAACCAAAUAAACGAAUCGUUACACGAAGAUGUGGUGAUGCAGCUCGUUACGUUCGCCGUUCGAAGGACCCAGCCUAGAUUAUGCGACUGUUGGAGCACGCGCUGAGGAUCAAUUAAAUGGCUGUGGAAUUAGCCAACUAUCAAGGAAGCAAAUCAACAAGUGAGAAUACGGGAGCUGCACUUCUGCACACCUUUGAGCAGUAAUAUGAUGCGGACGGGUGUCUGUCAGAGACAGGAAACUGAGACAACACUGCCAGAGCUCACUGAGCACCACAGGUUCAGACCGAAAGAAGAGGAACUCGGUGGACUGGAAUCUGUCCACAUGUCAGAGUCGGACGGAAAGUGUACCACACCAGGACUCGACGCACUGCGGCCAGAGUGCGUUACGGUGCACAGCAGCGUCGGUGACGUAUGCCACAUAGACACACCGCUGACGAAAGGAGAAACCCAUCUGGGCCCCACCAGCACCGAGAACCUGAAGACAGAGAGCCCGGACUUUACGGAGUUGGCAUGCCUGACCCAUCUGCAUCCUGACCACGUCAAAACAGAGGCUGAUUGUGGAGGCCACCUCAAGGCAGAACACUGCAGCGACUUGCAAGAUAUUAAAUGCGUUGAUAUCAAGUCUGAUAACAUGAAGUUUGAAUCCAGUGAAAUUUUAGUGAGUGAUCUCAUGAAUACUGUGCUUAAUGGCACUGGUGUUGAUCUCAAAUGCCAGACUGAACCAAGGCAAUAUGGAGGAGAGCCAAAUCCAUAUGGUAUAACACAAGGUAAAGAACAGUACAGUUCCACCCAGCAUGUGAGAUACCUUAAUAAGCCAUCCAAAUUCAUACAAAAUGAGGCUAUUCAUACUGGUGAAAAGCCCCAUAAGUGCUCUCAGCGUGGUAAGCAUUUUACUGAAGCAUCUUAUUUACGUAAACAUCUGAAAAGUCAUACAGGUUUAAAGCGCUACAAAUGUACUCGGUGUGAGAAGAGUUUCACUACUAAUUAUAUUUUACGUAUGCACCAGAUGAUUCAUACAGGUGAAAACCCUUACACGUGUACUCUGUGUGAGAAGAGUUUUUUGAUGAAAUGUAAUUUACGUGACCAUCAGAAAACUCAUACAGGUGAAAAGCCCUACAAAUGUGAUCAGUGUGAAAAGUGUUACCCUCGUAAAGUUUCUUUGGAUUACCACCAGAGAAUUCAUUCUGGUGAAAAGCCUUACACAUGUACUCAAUGUGGGAAGUCUUUUUCGCAGAGUUUUCUUUUACGUUCCCACCAGAAAAUUCAUACAGGUGAAAAGCUCUACAAAUGUGAUUGUUGUGAGAAGCGUUUUUUCCAUAAAUCUGGUUUAAGUUCCCAUCGGGCAGUUCAUACAGGUUUAAAGCCCUUCAUAUGUACUCAGUGUUCAAAGUGUUUUUUUAAAUUAGCUGAUUUAAAAAAACAUCAGAGAAUUCAUACAGGAGAAAAGCCUUACAAAUGUGAUCAGUGUGAGAAGCAUUUUGCUAAACCUUCUUGUUUAUGGUCACACGUGAAAAUUCACAAAGGUGAAAAGCCCUAUAAAUGUCAUCAGUGCAAGAAGUGUUUUACUACUAAUUAUACUUUACGUAUGCACCAGAUGAUUCAUACAGGUGAAAAGCCUUACACGUGUACUCAGUGUGAGAAGAGUUUUUUGAUGAAAAAUAAUUUUCGUGACCAUCAGAAAAUUCAUACAGGUGAAAAGCCCCACAAAUGUGAUCAGUGUGGAAAGUGUUUUCCUCGUAAAGUUUCUUUGGAUUACCACCAGAGAAUUCAUACAGGUGAAAAGCCUUACACCUGUACUCAAUGUGGGAAGUCUUUUUCAGUGAAUAGUGGUUUACGUUCCCACGAGAAGGUUCAUACAGGUGAAAAACCCCACAAAUGCGAUCAGUGUGGAAAGUGUUUUUCUCGUAAAAAUUCUUUGCAUUGCCACCAGAGAAUUCAUACAGGUGAAAAGCCUUAUACCUGUACUCAGUGUGGGGAGUGUUUUUCGCAAAGUAAAGGUUUUCGUUCCCACCAGAAAAUUCAUACAGGUGAAAAGCCCUACAAAUGUGAUCAUUGUGAGAAGCUUUUCCUUCAUAAAGCUAGUUUAAGUUACCACCAGAGAGUCCAUACAAGUGCAAAGCCCUACACAUGUACUCAGUGUGCAAAGUGUUUUUUUAAAGAAGCUGAUUUAAAAAUUCAUCAGAGAAUUCAUGCAGGAGAAAAAGCCAACAAAUGCGAAGCGUUUUACUGAAGCAUCGUAUUUAUGGAUACACAUAAAAUUUCACACAGGUACAAAGUCCUACAAAUGCAAUCAGUGUGAGAAGUGUUUUACUACUACAUCUAAUUUAAAUGUCCUCCAGAGAAUUCAUACAGGUGAAAAGCCCAAAACAUAAUCAUUGUAAUAAGUGUUUUUUUUUUAAUUAUUUUAUUUCAGUAACCACCAGAUGAUUUGCAUACAAAUGUAAUAUGUGAGAAGCGUUUUCCUGAUGCUCGAGAAUGCAUUGAGGUGGAAAAACUAUACUUAGUAUGGGAAGUGUUUAAAUAGUUUUCUUGGCCACCUGACAUUCAUAAAAAUGAAAAUCUGCAAAAUUA
Molecule: messenger RNA, 2848 nt
Organism: Anguilla anguilla (European eel)
Lineage: Eukaryota; Metazoa; Chordata; Actinopteri; Anguilliformes; Anguillidae
Product: zinc finger protein 883-like
Exons: 2
Coding region: 483-2507 (674 amino acids)
Biological process (GO): regulation of transcription by RNA polymerase II
Molecular function (GO): DNA-binding transcription factor activity, RNA polymerase II-specific; RNA polymerase II cis-regulatory region sequence-specific DNA binding
Source: RefSeq, a predicted model, not a curated record